AUGAUGAUAAUGAUGACUAGAUGAUCUCCAUUUGUAUUUAAUUUAAUUUAAUUAUUUAUUAUUUUAAAACCUUUCAUCAAUCAUGUAUUAAUCCAUAAGUAAAUACUACCUAACCAAAAAAAAACAAUGAUAAGCAACAAAGAAAAACGUUUAUCACAUGCAGCACCAACAUUAUCUAACAAUGAUGGUUUUAAUUUUGCAUCGGAUGCAAUCAUAGUGAAUCAUAUAAAACCGCCAAAUUAUGGCCUAAACAACAACAACACUAAUCAUCAUAGCAAUGUGCCAAUAAAUCAUAUGAAUGUACCAAUGAAAGAUCCACAUCUGAAAAAACUUGUACAAGAACAACGAAACAGUCAUAGUUUAAAUCAUGAUUUUUCACAGCUGUAUAUAUCGAAUCUAAAGAAUCAGAUUGAAAGUCAUACAACAUCAUCUGGUGUGAAACAUCGAGCCAUAGAUCCUAAUCGUGGUUUUGAAGAGAUGAAUUCCUACAAAAAAGAAGCGUUGGAAUCGAAAAAACAAAUGUUUCAAAUGGAAAAGUCAAUAAGUUUUUGGAGUGAUUGUACCGAGUAUUGGCGAAAUAAAUGGCGGAUAACAAGAGAUGAAAAAAAUAAAUUAAGAGAUGAAGUGAAACAACUUCGUUCUCGAAUGAAUAAACUUGAACAUCAGCUAAAAACAUCCGAAGAGAAACGAAUACGUUUGGGUAAUGAAGUGAAUUUUUUGAAUGAAGAAUUAUCACGUUAUAUGUAUCGAUAUGAAGAUGAUACAGCAGUUAAUAAUCGGAAAAAACCGACAACACAUAAUCCUAUUCAAUAUAAUUCAGAUCGUCGUGUUGAUUAUCGGAAAAAACAUCGACGAAAAAUCCAUAAUUUGAUUGCUAAAUCAUCUACAAAUCAAACGACAAUUCCAUCAAAUAUUGAAUCUUCCAGUAGUGAUUCCGAGAAUCAACAUCAUCAUAAUGCUCAAUCACAUCAUUCAUACACAAUGGUGCAACCACAACAACAACAUCAGCAGAAAAAACAUUAUGAUAUCGAUCAAAUUCAUAGCCUAGGAAAAUUUUCAUCAAAUUCAAAAAUCGUAUUCCGUCAUCAUGAGAGACUAUUUGACAAAAGAAUUAUGAACAAAAAACGUUUCUCACAAGUAGUCAUGUUAGAUGAGGAUGAAAUUUUCCAAAUGAACAAAGAUUUUCCAUUGGCAUCGUCAUUAUCGAAAACCAAUGCAACGACAAACGAUGAUUGCGAUACAUUGAAAAUUAGCCAUAGUAGUAGUAUAAUGCAACAAUCUGAACUCAAUGAUACAUUGAAUACUUUUACAAAUAGCCAUAAACAUCGUUAUAUGGAUUAUCUACCCGAAGAUGUGGAAGAAGAAGAUUCAUUUGAUGAUCGUAUAAAACCUGGACAAUUUUUUAGCGAUGAUUUAGAUUUUGAAUCAACUGGACUUGGUUCGUCCACUACAAACAUUGUUGCAUCAACAAAUAAUAUAGCUACAAAUAAUAAUAAUACCUCAGAAAGUAUUGCAAAAGUUCACGAUGAUUCAAUUAGUCAAGAUGAAGGGAAUGGUGAAGAAAAAACGGACAAUAACAAUAACAAUGAUGAUGAUGAUGAAAAAAUCGAAUGAAACAUUCGAAAAUGGUAAUAAUGAUGAUGACGAUGAUGAUGAGGUUUAGUGUUUGUUAGCCAUAUUUUUAGCUUUAAUUACUUAUAUUAUAUCGACCGUAAAUCAUCAUCAUCAUCAUUGAAUAAUCCAACAAAUAUCUGUGAUUGUAUAAUUUAGAUUUGAACUCGAUGUUUUUUUUUGCUGCUGCCAAAUAGAUUACAUUUU
Messenger RNA from Dermatophagoides farinae (American house dust mite), 1818 nucleotides. RefSeq lists its product as uncharacterized. The record is from RefSeq and is a predicted model, not a curated record. Lineage: Eukaryota; Metazoa; Arthropoda; Arachnida; Sarcoptiformes; Pyroglyphidae.